Messenger RNA from Oncorhynchus tshawytscha (Chinook salmon), 4419 nucleotides. RefSeq names its product suppressor of tumorigenicity 14 protein homolog. Bases 567 to 3047 code for a protein of 826 amino acids. Lineage: Eukaryota; Metazoa; Chordata; Actinopteri; Salmoniformes; Salmonidae. Gene Ontology annotation, molecular function: serine-type endopeptidase activity; protein binding. The record is from RefSeq and is a predicted model, not a curated record. Gene Ontology annotation, biological process: proteolysis; acrosome reaction. The transcript has 20 exons.
AGGGUCAGUUUCAAGAAACAAUUGUUGACCGAAACAAACACCUCAGCCACGACAACCACAAAGGUGUCACAACUUUUAACCAGAGGAGUCAUUGAAGAAUUUUACCAAUGGGACAGUUGCUACUUUUGAUCAUAAUUACAUUAAUCUCCCUCCCGCGUUGAUUUGAAACGUCUUGGACCUCGGGAGGGAGGAAUAUAGUCCCGUGUUUCUAAAUCAUUUUUGUUUGAUUGAACUGUCUACCAACUGGAUUUAACUCUAAAGUAAUUGAAGAAAAUGAAUUCCGCACGAUUUGAAUACGAGGCCCCAGCCCCCUGGUAACAGUACUUAGUAUUGAAUCCCCACUCCCAGCCCAGACAGUGCUGCCCUGCCCCAACUUCCAGGUAUUCUGAUACCCUGUGGAUCCCAGACCUGUCCUGACUUGAUCCCCCUCCAGCCACGCUGCUGCUCACCCACAGAGGAAGACUACUGAGAAGAAAGUUAGUCGCUGCACAGAGGAGUUUAGAGAGGGGGGGAAGGGGCAGAACGGGCGGCAUGAGCAGGUCACCUUCCUGGAUAACAAAGAGAAGAUGGCAUCGAAGAAGAAGACUGGAGUGAUAGUGGGAGUCCUCAUCACUCUGCUUGUCUUGGCCGCCGUGACAGGAAUCCUCAUCUGGCUCUUUGUUAGCAGGGAGUCUGCGGCCACCAUAAGUAUGAAGCGUGUCCCAGCUCAGCGGGUGUAUAGCGGGCACAUGAAGCUGGACAAUGUGCCCUACAACCAGAAUCUGGAGGACCCCACCAGCACAGAAUUCAACAAGCUGGCAGACGACCUGGAAGAGAUUCUUAAGAUCAACUACAAACAAGUUGAGUUCCUCUCCAAGUACUACACCACAUCUGUGGUGACUGCCUUCAGUGAGGGGGUGCUGGCCUACUACUGGACCCAGUUUAACAUCCCGGCAGCGGACCUGGAGAUGCUGCCAGAGUUCUCUGAGGAGCGGGUCCUGGAGGUGCUGUGGAACGGCAUCAGGGAGCAGGGCAAACGCUCCGGCCAGAGCCUCCACAUCAGCCAAGUCACUGCCUCACGCACAGACCCCAGGAUGGCCAGGAACCCCAGAGCCGAUUACGAGUGUUUCUUCCGGUUGGAGGCUGGCACUUUAGUUCAGAGCUUCCAGUCUCCAGGCUUUCCAGAUCAGUACCCGGCCCAGUCCCGCUGCCAGUGGCAGAUCAGAGCCCCGGAACAGAACGCCAUCUCAGUCCGCUUCGUCUACUUCCACAUAGAGGAUGACUGCUCUGAUGAUUUUGUGUCCAUCUACGACUCCCUCAGCCCGGAUGAGUCCCAGGCCAUCACUCACAAGUGUGGUCAGAGGCCUCCCAGCAAUCCCCUGGAGGUGGUGUCAUCCAGUAACAUCAUGCUCAUCAACCUUGUCACCGACAGUGCUGUCCAGAGGCCCGGCUUCAGUGCAGAGUACUCAAUCAUCCCCCUAACAACAUCCAAAAGUUGUGGAGGAGUCCUGAAUGAUGCUCAGGGGAACUUUAGCUCUCCCCAUUACCCCAGCUUCUAUCCCCCAGCCGUGGACUGCAAGUGGACCAUUGAGGUCCCUGCAGGGAAGCAGGUACGUGUCAAAUUCACCAUGUUCCGUAUGAAGGAGCCGGGAGUGGACGUCAGGGUGUGUCACAAAGACUACAUAGAGGUCAUGGGCACCAAAUACUGUGGGGAGCUGUCUUCUCUGGCCCUUACCAGUACCACCAGCUCUCUGGUUGUGAUGUUCCACUCUGAUGAGUCCUUCACAGACAAAGGCUUCCAGGCUCAGUACAACGCAUAUGAUCCUUCCAACCCUUGCCCCAACCAGUUUGCCUGUGGCUCUGGGUUCUGUAUCAAGAAGGAGCUGCAUUGUGAUGGCUGGAACGACUGUGGGGACAUGAGUGAUGAAAUGAACUGCAAAUGUGAAAAGGACCAGUUUGCCUGUGACAACGGGAUGUGCAAGCCCAAGUACUGGGUGUGCGACCGUGUCAACGACUGCGGUGACGAGAGUGAUGAGAAGCACUGCAGCUGUGCUAAGAAUGAGUGGAGGUGUGGUGACGGGACCUGUUUGCCUCAGGAUGUGGUGUGUGACACUAAGACGGACUGUGUGGAUGGGAGUGACGAGGCUUCCUGUACCGUCUCUCCUGGCACCUGCUCUGACUUCAGCUUUAAGUGUAAGAACGAGGCGUGUGUGAACAAGGUGAACGCUGAGUGUGACCGGGUCAAAGACUGCACAGACGAAUCAGAUGAGGAGGGCUGCGACUGUGGCGUCCGGCCAUAUAAGCUUAACCGUAUUGUGGGCGGGGAGAAUGCGCAGCUGGGGGAGUGGCCCUGGCAGGUGAGCCUGCACUUCCAGACCCGUGGGCAUGUGUGUGGCGCGUCAAUCAUCUCCAACCGCUGGCUCCUGUCUGCCGCCCACUGCUUCAAGACCAUCAGCCCUGAAAACCACGUGGCCUCCAACUGGCAGACGUACAGUGGCAUGCAGGACCAGUAUAAGCAGGAUACUGUUCAGAGAAGCUCGGUGAAGACCAUUAUCACCCACCCAGACUACAACCAGAUGACAUAUGACUACGACAUCGCCCUGCUGGAGCUGAGCCAGCCGCUGGAGUUCACCAACACUGUCCACCCCAUCUGCCUACCCGCACGCUCCCACCUCUUCCCUGCUGGCAUGUCCUGUUGGGUUACAGGCUGGGGCACGCUCCGUGAAGGAGGUGCCAUAGCACGGCUGCUGCAGAAGGCGGAGGUGAAGAUCAUUAAUGACACGGUGUGUAACGUGGUCACCGAGGGUCAGGUCACAUCCAGGAUGCUCUGCUCCGGCUUCCUGUCCGGAGGAGUUGACGCCUGUCAGGGAGACUCGGGGGGUCCCCUGGUGUGCUUCGAGGAAAGUGGAAUGUGGUUCCAGGCAGGCAUCGUGAGCUGGGGCGAGGGCUGCGCUCGUCGGAACAAGCCCGGCGUCUACUCGCGCGUCACCAAGCUGAGAGAUUGGAUCCGCAAGAACACGGGGUUUGAUGAUGAGGGGAUAUGGGGAAGGGGGGAAGACAGCGGGUAGACAGUUUGAGGGUCUGACAGGACAAGACAAAAAUAAGGAAUAUGGAACAUUGCAUCUGAUUAAGGACAAGUCCCCCCAUGAUGACCAGAGCUAUCCAUCCAUCUAGCCAGCCUCAACCAGCCUCCGACACCCACUGAGGGCCUGCAUGGGGCUAGCUACUGCUCAGACGAAGGAUUUCAAAUGGGUUUGGGAUUAGGUUUUUAUGCUGUACUGAUGUAACCCUUGUUCUCGAAGGCUCAGAGGACCAGCAAGACUCCUGCACCUCCAUCAAUCAUGUCAUGUUCCACUGGUUUGAUUAAUAUUCUCCCAGUGUAAAUAAUGGAAUAUGUAUAUUUUGAGGACACACUUUGUUUUUGGUGGUAUUUGCCUAGUCUCCACCAUUGUUAUAAUGUGAGAUCACAUCUUCUGUUGGGCAGACAGACAUGCCAAAUUAACUGAGGGAAUCAGAAAUAGAACAGAAAUAGAAUAGAUAUAAAAUAAAUAUUUUAGAGUGUAUUUUUUUACAAUGUAUUUCUUUACCAGCUGUUUUCACCUGACAAAUUUCACUUAAAGUGCCUUGACAAGAACAUUGAAUGUUUUAUAAGUGAGUGUGAUAUUGUUAAUGCAGAGAUGCAGUGAAUCUUGAGUUCUAACAAAGAUUGUCUAUUGCAGUGCCUUCAGAAUCAAUUCAUAUCCUUUGAUUUAUUCCAAAUUUUUGUUACAGCCUGAAUUAAAAAUGGAUUAAAUAUAAACAAAAAUCACCCAUCUACACACAAUACCCCAUAAGGACAAAGUGAAAACCUAUUUUUAGAAUUUGAAUACAUAAUUUACAUAUGUAUUCACACCCCUGAGUAAAUUCAUGUUAUAAUUACCUUCGGCAGAGGUUAUAGCUGCGAGUCUUUCUUGGUAAGUCCCUAUGAGUUUUCCAUACUUGGAUUGUACAAUAUUUGCACAUUAUUCUUUUCAAUAUUCUUCAAGCUCUGUCAAGUUGGUUGUUGAUCAUUACUAGACAACCAUUUUCAAGUCUUGCCAUAGGUUUUCAAGCAGAUUUUAAUUUGAAACUGUCACUAAGCCACUUAGGAAUACUCAAUGUCGUCUUGGUAAGCAACUCCAGUGUAUAUUUGGCCUUGUGUUUUAGGUUUUUGUCCUGCUGAAAGGUGAAUUUGUCUUCCAGUGUCUGUUGUAAAGCAGGUUUUCCUCUAGGAUUUUGACUGUGCUUAGCUCUAUUCAAUUUUGUCCCCCCCAGAAAAACUCCCAAGCCCUAGUCAAUGACGAGUGUAACCGAUGUGAAAUGGCUAGCUUGUUAGCAGGGUGCUCACUAAUAGUGUUUCAAUCGGUGACGUCACUCGCUCUGAGAACUUGAAGUAGUUGUUCCACUUGCUCUGCAAGGGCC